Messenger RNA from Protopterus annectens (West African lungfish), 5666 nucleotides. It is a transcript of the gene ZHX3, whose product is annotated as zinc fingers and homeoboxes 3. Gene Ontology annotation, cellular component: nucleus. NCBI's taxonomy places the organism in Eukaryota, Metazoa, Chordata, Ceratodontiformes, Protopteridae. The transcript has 4 exons. Gene Ontology annotation, molecular function: DNA-binding transcription factor activity, RNA polymerase II-specific; DNA binding. Gene Ontology annotation, biological process: regulation of transcription by RNA polymerase II. Bases 546 to 3380 code for a protein of 944 amino acids. The record is from RefSeq and is a predicted model, not a curated record.
GUCGCGACUGCUGCCGUAGUAUUUAUUAUUAUUUUUUUCUAAAUCACGUCUCCCCCUCCCCUCUCAUCUACGACAGGUUUGUAAGGCUGGGAUCUAGAGGAUCUUCUUGUCUUACUCAGACCCUCGCGGUUGUCACGUUGUGUGCGCCGGAGCCCCUCGCUCCCCACCGUACUGUCUCCCUCUUGGUGACUUCAUUCUGGCGAUCGGGGAGCUUUAGUGCCUUUACCAUCUCAGUUUUCUGAUUGAUGGGUAAUGUCUUCCCCGUUGAAUGGAUGUCAUCGUGCAGCUUAGAUUCUGUAUGGACAAGACCAAGUUUUUCACAAGGAUGACCAUUUGUUUCCUUUGCCUAAUUCAGAAUAGAGGUAUUUUAGCGCAUGGAAAGUGCAGCUCAUCAAACUGUUUGCACUGGAUGGUUCAUUUUGACGGAUAUACUGAUCAAGCCUUGGGAUGUUUCAUGUAGUGGUCAGAAGAUAAACCUGCAGUUACAGUCUUAAUCUUCGCCCUGCUUUAUACUGGUGUGUGUCCGUUGUUAACUGUUGUCUGCCAUGGCCAGCAAGAGGAAGUCAACUGUUCCUUGUAUGAUUCCUGUUAAAACGGUGGCAGUUGAAGCUGGUAAUGUAGAAACUGUUGAGGCACCUGAAGUACAACAGCUGGACUCACCAUGUGAAAAAGCUGUAGUUCAGGCUACUGUGAAGGACACUGUUGGGGGUCUUGCUAACGGACAUCAAAACUUUAGGGAGGGGAGGCACUGUAUUUGUAAAUAUUGUGACUUUCUGUCUCCGGACCUUAAUAAGUUCUUACUGCAUGUAGAGUCUCAGCACUUAGAAUUCAAUGUAGACCCAAAUUUUGUUUGUGUUCAGUGUAGCUUCUUGGUGAAGUCAUUUGAAGGGCUGGCUUCACACAACGCUGAGAAUCAUGCUGAAGAAAGGAGUUUUGUUUGGAGUGUUGCCAAGGAAGACAGUCAGGUCAUAGUGGAGCAGACUUUCCCAGGAGCUGUCCAUAGUCCUGCUGUUAAAAGUGAAGUGUCAGAAGAUCAUCAAACUAGUUCCACUGAAAUCUCAAGAAUCAAGACACCAAUCAUGAAAAUGGUAAAGAGCAAGCCUGAACAGAAGAGAAUUGCAGUUGUGCAACUACAGGACAAGACUUCAAGUGUAUCGGGUAGCGAAAAGGAGGCACCUAGAGGGAGCAGGAAUAGUGCAAAAUGUACAGUGAAUGGAACAACCACAGUGGUCCCUCUUGUCGGCAAUACAACAAAAUCAUCUCAGCCUCCUAAGUGUUCUGUUAUAAAUGCUUUACCGAUCUUGCAGACUGGUGUGACACAGAUUGUUCCACUGGUGCAACCCCUGCAACAGCAACCAGUCUUGCAACCACAGACAAUUUUGCCACAACCGCAGCUUCAGCAUCAGUCACGUCAUCUUCCAAACACCAGUGCUCUCCCCAAGGUAAUGAUCCCUUUGACCAGCAUUCCAGGAUACAAUCCAGAUAUGGAUUCCAACAGUUUUUUGAGGAACUCUUUCAACAAGUUUCCUUACCCAACAAAAUCUGAACUUUGUUGGCUAACAGUUGUGACCAAAUAUGCAGAAGAGCAGAUCAAGAUUUGGUUCACUGCUAACAGACUGAAACAGGGUAUUAGUUGGUCUCCAGAGGAAGUAGAAGAUUCACGCAGAAAAAUGUUUAAUACAAUCAUUCAAACUGUGCCACAGCCUACAAUUACUUUGUUGAAUGCUCCACUCGCAACCAGUGGCAGUGGUGUCCAGCAGGUUAUCCAUAGCGGUCUACCUUGCCAGGUGGUGGGACAGCCUGGCACUACAGGAGUUCUUGUUGCCCAGCCACUAGUGACAAAUGGUGUACAGGUCACAAAUUCCCAGAUAACCUUAGCAGUUUCCACUCCGCCUAACCAACAGGUUAUUAGUACUGUUCAGUGUGGAAUGCCUUCAGAUGUGAAUGUUGUCAGUACAGUUCAUUCUCUAACAGCUAGCCCUAACAUAUCUUCUGAUUUAGGUUAUGUAGACCAUAACAGCAACAAAAUUAAGAAGUCUCAGCAGCAGCUUACUGCCUUGAAGGAUAGCUUUUACAAGAAUCAGUUUCCUGACCAAGAAGAAGUGGAGAGACUGUCUCAGAACACAGGCAUCCCCAGUCGGGAGGUAAAGAAAUGGUUCAGUGACCGCAGGUAUCACCAAAGAAAUUUGAAAGGCACAAGGCCAUUGCUGUUAGAUGAGGCUACUAAAAAAACAGCAGUUACUGAUCCUUAUGAUGACGACUACUUUUCCCUUUUAGGUGUUAGUCCACAGCAUUCAUCAAGAAGACCAUCUUUUAGUCAAGCACCAGAUUUUACACCCAUAAAAUAUAAAGAGAGAGCACCUGAGCAGUUGAAGGCCUUGGAAAACAGUUUUGAGCAAAACCCCUUUCCCUCAGAAGAGGAAGUGGACAGAUUAAGGAGUGAAACCAAAAUGACCAGAAGAGAAAUUGACAGUUGGUUUUCUGAAAGAAGGAAAAGGAAGACCACUGAAGAUAGCCUGAACCAGACAAAGGAAGCAAUAGAGUUUGGCGAUUACGUUGAAGAUGUGGAUGGUAGUGAGCAUGGUGAUAAUGAAAACAUAGAACCUGAAGACGAUGAUGAAUAUUCAGCCAGGAGGAGGAUACGCAAAACUAAAAGCUUAUUACGAACUAGUAGUAUGCAAGGUUCUGAGCAGAAGGUCCUCCCUAUCAAAAUCAAUUUAAAGAAUCUUAGAGUUACAGAUGGGAGUAGUAAACCUUUUGUACAUACGAGCAGCCAGGAACGUGAACGCCGCGCCCGGCCAGCUUUCAUAGCAAGGAAAAAAACGAAUGAGCAGCUUCACAUGCUAAAAAGAGUAUUUGUGCAUACACAGUGGCCUUCAAAUGAACAGUAUGAUGCUUUAGUUGCUGAAACAGGAUUAUCGAGGACUGAUGUUGUUCGCUGGUUUGGAGAUACUAGGUAUGCGUUCAAAAAUAAGCAGCUGAAGUGGGUCGAUAAUUACAGCAAAAAUGCCUUCCCUGAAGCCCUUCAUGCUGAUGAGUCAAACAGUCAAGAUAUGUUGCUUGAGGACUCUUUUGGAACACAUGAGGCCAUGUAUGACGAUGGUGACUUGGAAUCUCUUGGUGAGAAAACUGAGAUGAGUCAGGAAGAUAAUAAUUGGUUUAAUGAAAAUACGUCAAAGGAUGCUGAUAGCCCAUCAAACUCUUGCAAUGAAGAACAGCAGUCCUUCAGUGAUGAACAAUCUAGACACUACCAAGAAGGUGAUGCAGGUUCGGAAACUUCUGAAAGUAGUGACCACAGAAGUACUAACACUAACGGUGACUGUACAGAUCAACCCAAAGAAGACUCUCACAUUCCUGAGAUUCCACUUGAAUCAGAAUGAAGGACCAAAUCUCAUUUGUAGAGCAAGAAAAGGCAGAUGCUUCAGCUCUGCAGAUUUCGUACAGAAGGGGUCCGCUUUCUGUUAAAAGAUGGAACUGUGGGCAAGGGGAGGGGGCAAGCCCUGCAGUGCUAGUGGACCGAGCAGCACAGAGUACUCGACAGGGCUACUUGAAGCGAGUAUGAAGAAUGAAGGAUACCAUUCAUCUGGAAAACACUUGCAAGAUAAAUGGACUAACGGUUAUAAGCAAACCUACCGCCCUUCCUCUUCACACUCACCAGCAAUCUUGCCUUACAUUAGGCACAAUAUUUCUGUGGUUUCUUAUGUGGCAAUGUUUUCUACAACUAGACAUUUCAGUGUCUGCUGAUGCACAGAUUUGUCCUCCCUGGGAACUACAUUUUAUAUUUGAUAGCUUUAGAACAUGAAAUCUGUUUUGUAGCUCUUUACUACGUGUUGCAUGUUGAGUGAUUGACAAAUGGGGUAUUUUUCUUUAUAAUGGAGAGUGCUGGUCACAUGAAAUUAAGCUGGUCCUUUGUCAGAAAGUUUUCUGGAAAGUGGAGGAAGGGAGUUGUCUGCAACGGUUAGUGGUAUCGUCAGUAAAGUAAGCUGACAAGGAGGCAAGUUUGUACCGACCAGCUUAUUUUUAAGCAUUCUGAUGUACCACUGAAUUUAAAUAUGGUUAAACUUAUUUUAGGAAAACAUUUUGUAUGAACUGUAGAAGACUGAGACCUGCAGUCUGCAUGUACGUAGAUGAAUUUUCUCUGUAGUGUAAAUAUUAGCCUUCAAGGUGAGAGCUGCUUUAUUAUUUUUUUUUCUCUCCUGCAAGGUGAAGUUUAUGUUUUAGGCACCCAACACUUAAAACAGUAGGCACUGCGAGUAGAAUGUUACUGACUGGAAACAGUGUUACAUAGGGCUUGGGGUGGUAACUGAAAACACUAGAUCAUCGGAAAAUCAACAAGUCCGUAAUUUGUGUUGGAACCUUAGGUUCAGAUCUUCAUGGUCAUAGUACGAUAUACAAAUUGGAUUUUGGACAGGUCAUAGGAAAACAUGGCACUUAUGUACUGUACAUAAAAAAGAUGAGUGUAAAACCAGUUUAGCAGUCAUCUGUUUAGUAGGAGCGCUGUCACUUUAACAUCAGUAAACCAGGAUCAUUAUUACAUACAUUUUAGGACACUGUGUGCAUAUGUACAGGGGGACAUGUGAUAAAACAAUGUUUUUGUGCUGUGGUGUGGGAAAUAUGGCCUCCAGCUGUCAUUCGCACAGCACUGCCCCCCCACCCCCCACCCCAUAUACCAGCAGAAAUCUAGGCUGAAUUGUUUAAAGGAAAAAAAUGAUUCUGAAUUCAACUAGAGAUGCUAAGAAGAAAACAAGUGUUCAUUAUUUAUGGAUCACAGAUUCUGAUACUUUUUUCAAUGGGUUAAGCAAAGCUGUAGGCCUUUAAUAUUUCUGUAAAUAUUCCUUCCUUAUGAAGGGUCAAAACGGCUUCUUACUUCCUGAAAAGGCAGGCAUGGUAAGCCCUUGACAGGGAGGGUUAGAACACUUUCCAGCAGAUCAUCUGCUACUAUUUAUAGCCAUUUUCAAAAAUGUUUCUGUACGAAAUACCUGUUAGACUGUCACAUGGUCUUCCAUUCACACAUUUUCUAAAAGAAACGGUUUUGCUUUGUCAGCCGUGUAGAACAUGUAACAGGCAAAUGAUUCAUUCCCGAGAGCUUGAAUAUACAUUUGUUGGUAGAUUGUCAUUUGGCUAUACUGUACACUGACCUGUACAUAUACAAAAUCAUUACAAAUUGUAAUAGUAGGUGUUCGCUUGCAUUCAUGUCUUGAGGGAAAGUAAGCAGAGCCUUUGUGAUGUGUUGAAUGCUGGUCUGUGCAGAUGAGUUACUUCCCUCCUGCAGAGCCAUUGAAAGAAAGUCUCUCUCACAUAAUUAUCAUCUUGUUGAUACAUGAGAAUUCGAUGUUGUGCCACCCAGUAUCUGACAGUUGGCUUUCAUUAGCCUUUAUAUGUAGCUGUUAUGUUACAAUUUCUGAAGAAGCCGUAAGCUGACACAGUGGCAGUUGAAGUGGAGUUAUGGUAAUCAGAUUAUCAUUUUUGUGCCAUAUAGACAUUCAGUAGCCUCCAGAAUCAAAGUAAGCACAUGGAAAGUGAUGGGUAGUAUGUUUGCAAUACACCACUGUUGCAUAAUGGAAUAUUGGAGUAUAGAAAUGGGAGAGUGGAGUUACUUCCGAUGUUCUUCGUGUUUCAGUGUUGCAGUCAUCACACUUGGGUUAUCUGCCUGCAGGUAACCCUCA